UGGAUUCCAUGUCUCGUACGCGCAUAACGCACGCCGCACACAGCGAUUUGACUCGAUCGCUUGAUUUGCUUCCUAACUUCGCGACUCCCCACAACUGUCUCGUCUCCCUAAUCCUCGAAAAAAAAUGUCUCGUCUCCCCCGUUCAGUCGUUCACCCAGGGCUCGGCCGCCGGACACAAGCCGUUAAUGGCAGAUCCCAGUCCGAAUUCAAGAAAGAUGCAUGAAAAAUGCAAUUAAUUUCAUCCACCUGGUACGUAUUGCUCUCUUUGGUUUUUAAAAUAUAACGAUUACAUUCGAAUGGUGAUAUGAUUGUAACAGUUAUAUUCUUUAUGUUGCCUCUGAGUGCUAUAGUCUUUGUAAGACGGUGUGAAAUUGGACUACGUACUAAUGAACAGAUAUCAAAUCCCUGUAGUUGGCUAUGCGCAUCCCCCCCACCCCCCUACAAAUUUUUUGUUCUCACGGCAAGCCAAUGAAUGAACCCAUCGGCUAAAUUUUCUAGCUCCGCCCCUGCAUACACUUCUACAAUGGACGAUUUAAAAAACCCUUCCCGAAUAAUCUCUUGAGCCGUUCGCGAUGAACGUAUUUGUGGUAGUGCACUGGUCAUCACCUCAGAUGAAUCCACAAGGACCACAACUAAUAUGACACGAGCCAUAGGAAUCUUCGCAUCUACGUGGAGGGAUCGACUUGGAAUAUUAUUAGAAUUAGUACAUUAGCUCUGCGAUCCCAAUUGCUUGCACUUCUUGUUUGGCUCCGCAGAGCAACGUGGCACCAAUCACAAGAGGAGAGACCAGAGAAUACCAUAUAUAGAGGCAGAGUUGUCCACUCCGCGCGCACACCCAGAAACCUAUUUCCUCUCCACCAUUGCACAAGCAACCAACAUCGGCAUUUGGCGACCUCCAUUGUCCCGUGGAGCUGGACAGGUCAAGGCUGUAGCUAAAAGGGUUUCCUGGUUUGGUACAUCCAACAAGCGCAAGCAUGGAGGAGAGACCAAUGGCCUCUUCCACUUCCUGCGAAGGCUCUGACCACGACGACAAGAACAAGAAGCACCACUGCGAGCUGAUCGGCUACGAGGCGCUGCCGGAGUGGCUCAAGGACAACGAGUACAUCCACGGCUACUACCGGUGCGAGUGGCCGAUGAAGGAGACCAUCCUCAGCAUCUUCUCCAUCCACAACGAGACCCUCAACGUCUGGUCGCAUUUGGUAGGAUUCCUGCUGUUCCUGUGCUUGACGAUCCUCACGGCAAUGGUGAUCCCACGGGACGGCUGCAGCGGCGACGGGAACACAUUUGACGACGCGCCAUCGACGAGGAGCUACUGGGGAGAUCUGAUGGCGAUGGCCAACAUGACAGGGGCGCUGAAGCACGAGGCAGCCGCCUGCCUCCUGCUGCCUCCAGCUGCCGCAGAUUUGCCUGGAAAUGAGGAGGAGAUCCCGAACAGCUGUCCACCCAACACAUCCUCCUCGCUCUCUCACCACCAUGUUGCCUUGAUCCAGGACGCCAGCGCGGCGCCACGGGCCGCGGACGACGCUGCCUCCGCCGAUCCGAUCACGCGGUGGCCGAUGUUCGCGUACCUGUGCGGAGCCAUGGUGUGCCUACUUACGAGCAGCGCUUGCCACCUGGUGCUGUGCCACUCGGAGAGAAUGGCGUACGUGACGCUCCGGCUGGACUAUGCCGGCAUCGCCGCCCUGAUCGUCACCUCCUUCUACCCGGUCGUCUACUACUCCUUCCUCUGCCAUCCGGGGCUGCAGCGGCUCUACAUGGGCUUCAUCACCGCCUUCGGCGCCGCGGCGGUCACGGCGUCGCUGGUGCCGGUGUUCCAGGCGCCCGAGUUCCGCCUGCUCCGCGCCGGGCUCUUCUCAUGCAUGGGCGUGUCGGGGCUCAUCCCCGUCGCGCACAAGCUCGUGCUGUACGGCGGCCGGCGGGAGGCCGCCGUGACGGCGUGCUACGAGGCGCUCAUGGGCGCGCUCUACGGGCUCGGCGCCGCCGUCUACGCGGCGCGCAUGCCGGAGCGGUGGUUCCCCGGGCGGUUCGACCUCGUCGGGCACAGCCACCAGCUGUUCCAUCUAUUCGUCAUCGCCGGCGCGUACGCGCACUACCUCGGUGGCGUCGAGUACCUCAAGUGGAGGGACGCCGACAGGUGCUGGUGACCGGCGGCAUGGCAUGGCAUGGCUACAGUUGUACAGCUACAUCUCCGGCUGAAGGUGCUUCCAUUAAUCCAACUGAAGAUGGUGGGAUCUGGCGUCAAGAAAUUGUGCAUUUUGUAGUGAAAGAGUACUGAGGUAUACAUUCAUAGGGGAUUGUUUGAUUGAUGAAAUGGAUGUGAGGCGUAAUUUGCAUGAAGAGAUUAAGAGCUGCUUAGCACCGGACAAGGGACAAUCUUGUGUAUAAUUGAUUGGAACCUCACCUUCAUGGUCUCGAAAGAAAAUGAGUGCAACUAAUGCUGUAACAAACAUAUGUAGAUAAACUUGGAUUCAGUGAUAAUUAUAUUCGUCAA
Molecule: messenger RNA, 2491 nt
Organism: Triticum aestivum (bread wheat)
Lineage: Eukaryota; Viridiplantae; Streptophyta; Magnoliopsida; Poales; Poaceae
Product: heptahelical transmembrane protein 4
Exons: 4
Coding region: 975-2144 (389 amino acids)
Biological process (GO): response to hormone
Cellular component (GO): membrane
Molecular function (GO): signaling receptor activity
Source: RefSeq, a predicted model, not a curated record